Molecule: messenger RNA, 5588 nt
Organism: Arvicola amphibius (Eurasian water vole)
Lineage: Eukaryota; Metazoa; Chordata; Mammalia; Rodentia; Cricetidae
Gene: Srek1
Product: splicing regulatory glutamic acid and lysine rich protein 1
Exons: 11
Coding region: 658-2142 (494 amino acids)
Cellular component (GO): nucleoplasm
Molecular function (GO): RNA binding
Source: RefSeq, a predicted model, not a curated record
AAGCAUUUUUAAGUACUAGUUACUAUUAUUCAGAUAAGUAUACAUAAGUUGCAUCUGAAAGUUAGUAAUUUAAGUUUUCUGAGACUAGGGAAAUGUUGCUCAAUCCCAUGAAUUUUUUUUUUUUAUCAGUUGCCUAAGGAUCUUUGGGAUUGGAUUCUUUCUGGCAUUACUGAUGUUGGUGAGGUGCCUUUUUGAUGAAUGGGUAUGGACCAUUGAAGCUGAUUGCAUGUUCUAGUUUCCUGUUUGUUUUGUUUAUCUGAAAUGGAGUGGAGUCGUGGAGAAUUGUCAGGAUCGUCUGCUCACAGUAGGUAGCUUCAGUAACAGGGUAGAGACACUCAUGGAGCAAAUUUCAAUUCGCACAUAUUUGUUUUUUUCUUUUCUUUUCUUUUUUUUUGACUAAUUUGGUUAUUUGCCAUUUCUGGGGAUUAAACUUUAAAAAAUGUUCUUCUUUUCUGUAUCUGAUGUUCUGUGUGCUAUUAGUGACGCAGCCAACACGAACGGUUGUCAUGUGUAACACAACUUUCGAUCACCGCGAAAACAGCGUCCUGGGAAAGCGUCCAUGCUUGAUAUCGUUUGGUUCAUGAACAUUAAGUUUCCAGUACAGGUAAAAUCCCAGAGGAAGCCAAAGCCCUUUCUUUACUGGCUCCUGCUCCAACCAUGACAAGCCUGGUGCCUGGUGCAGGAUUGCUUCCCAUCCCGACCUCCAGCCCUCUGACGGCAGUGAGUAGUCUUGGUGUUUCACUUAGCAGUUUGGGAGCCAUACCGGCAGCAGCACUGGACCCCAGUAUUACAGCACUUGGAGAGAUCCCACAGCCACCACUUAUGGGAAAUGUGGAUCCUUCCAAAAUUGAUGAAAUUAGGAGAACAGUCUAUGUUGGAAAUUUGAAUUCACAGACAACAACAGCUGAUCAACUACUUGAAUUUUUUAAACAAGUUGGAGAAGUGAAGUUUGUUCGGAUGGCAGGUGAUGAGACACAGCCAACUCGGUUUGCUUUUGUGGAAUUUGCAGACCAAAAUUCUGUACCAAGGGCCCUUGCUUUUAAUGGAGUUAUGUUUGGAGACAGGCCACUGAAAAUAAAUCACUCCAACAAUGCAAUAGUAAAACCUCCUGAGAUGACACCUCAGGCUGCAGCUAAGGAGUUAGAAGAAGUAAUGAAGCGAGUACGGGAAGCUCAGUCAUUUAUCUCAGCAGCUAUUGAACCAGAGUCUGGAAAGAGCAAUGAAAGGAAAGGCGGUCGAUCUCGUUCCCACACUCGCUCAAAGUCCAGGUCUAGCUCAAAAUCCCAUUCUAGAAGGAAGAGAUCACAGUCAAAGCACAGGAGUAGAUCUCAUAACAGGUCACGUUCAAGACAGAAAGAUAGACGUAGAUCCAAGAGUCCACAUAAAAAGCGCUCGAAGUCUAGGGAGAGACGGAAGUCAAGGAGUCGUUCACGUUCACGGGACAAGAGAAAAGAUACCCGAGAAAAGGUGAAGGAAAAAGACAGAGUGAAGGAGAGAGAGAAGGAAAAGGAGAAAGAGAAGGAGAGAGAAAGGGAAAAGGAUCGUGAAAAAGACAAGGAACGGGUUAAAAACAAAGAUAAAGACCGAGAGAAGGAAAAGGACCAGGAAAAGGAACGGGACAAAGACAAGGAACAAGACAGAGACAAGGAGCGGGAAAAAGACAAAUCCAAAGAGGCAGAUGAGAAACGGAAGAAGGAUAAGAAGUCCAGAACUCCACCCAGAAGUUACAAUGCAUCAAGAAGAUCUCGUAGUACCAGCAGGGAAAGGCGGCGACGGAGGAGCAGGAGUUCUUCCCGAUCUCCAAGAACAUCAAAGACCAUAAAGAGAAAGUCUUCUAGGUCUCCAUCUCCCAGGGGCCGAAAUAAGAAAGAUAAAAAGAGAGAGAAAGAACGGGACCACAUCAGUGACAGGAGAGAAAGAGAGCGUUCCACGUCUACAAAAAAGAGUUCUAAUGACCGAGAUGGGAAGGAGAAGGUGGAGAAGACCAACACACCGGUUAAGAAGGAACACAGUAAAGAGACAGAUUUAAGUGUGAGCAAAGAUGCCGACGAGAAGGAAUCCCCAAGGACCGAGGAGGAAAACAAAGUACAGCAGAAUGGGAAUUGCCAACCAAAUGAAGAGAACAAAACCGACGUGGCGUAGGACUGCCCACUGCAUCUCUCCCUCCACAGUGGGAGCAAACCCAAAGCUUUCAGUGUGCAGCAAGGUGUAAACGGGGACGAAACCCACAUAUGGGAACUAGCAGCUCUUCUGGCUAUGAGGUGUCAUUGCAGACAUCUUGUUACUGAGCAUGCACAUCAUGGGAAUAAUCAGAUGUUAGCUGAGUGCACCGUCCUCUGAAGUCUGCAUUUCUGUGCUGGCUGGCACACUUGUCAUGUGGUUCAUUAGUGUUUGCCAAGAAGCAUUGCAAAUCAAUUGAAUAUCAGAGGUCCAGAGUUGAACUAUCCCUUAAGACUGGAGAUGAACAUUGGAGGCUCCUAAAGAAAAUGCUAGUUAUUGAAUUUUGUAUUGUUUUACUUUUUUAAAAAAAAUUUUCAAUAUAUACAGUUUGAUGAUGUGCUUGAAAUUUGUGCAAAUAUAUAUACACACUCUUGUAAGUAAAGUGCAAAAUAUGUAAGGAGUUUUAACAUUUACUUCACAGGACUUAACAGUGAUUGUGGUAAAUUCUCACUAUUGUGUUUUCUUUUGCUCACUGUUUUGGACGUCAGUUUUUCUUUAAAACAGUUUUAUAGAUUAAAAUUGCUUAAAUAAGUGGAUUAAAAACCAACUGACAAUGCAUGCUACUGUUCUCUUUGAGAAGAAGAGCAGCUAUGUCGAAUACUAAUAACAAUGUGUAAGUAUUUGGUGUUAAGAACCAUUGGGUCUGCCACAAAAUGAGCGUUUCUUCUUGAACUUUCUUGACAUUUCCAAGCUCAUGAAUAAUACUGCAGUGUGACUUGUCAACUGCAGGCGGCAAGAUGCCCUUAUAAAAAGGAGACUGAGUUUUCAAAAUGGGCUAUGGGAGCACAAGCUGAAGCUCUAGUGCCUUCUGCAAUGUGUGGUGUACUGCUUUCUGGGAUUUUAUAUGUACUAGUCACGCUCAAUUCGUAUGGAGUCUAGAUGGCUGUAUUCUGUUCACAACUAUUGGGAAGUGUGCGAGGGCUGUGUCAGAAGCUUUUUAAUUGAGUUAAGAGAAGGAAGUCCUGUUUAUAAGACUUGUGAAGUUUCAAACAACAGCGUAGUUUUGGGACCACCAGUUUCUACUGUGAUGAUUGAAAAGGAAAUACUUCAAAUCAGAGGGAACUUAUUAGUUGACUUAAUUGGAUGGCCUUAAUAUUACCUCGCAAUCAUUUUCUUCUAAUGAUACAGAAAUUAUACUUAAAGGAAGACAUAUUGUUCAGCAAUAUGCUUAUGCGAGUUUAAGAUACACGGUCAUCCACCAAUCUUAGACUCAACUUUUCAUAGACGGUAUGGUAUGCAAGUAGUAAAAUGAAAACUGCUCAUGUUUUCUGCAAAACUAUAAAUUCUAGUUAGUGCACUAUUUAUUCUUACAUUUUCAAAAAAACAGAAACACUUCAUUCAUAAAUCUUAUUUUAAAAUCAAUUUUAAUUUUAUUUAAUACAACCUAAACAAUCAAAUUACUCAGUUGCCUUACCUCAUGGGAAGGGUUACUGUCAAAGAUUUAAAAAGUCAAGUAGUACUUUAGUUGCUUGGUUCCAACUUGAGUCUUGUUUUCAUGUUAAUACUGUUGAAACUAUAAUUUGAAGAAUAGAAAAGCCCUUUCUGCAAGUCAUAAAGCCUGGUUCGAUUAUGAAGCUGCUUAAUCAUCUUCAGGUGUUCAGAUUACUGUGUGUAUGUGUGUGUUUUCUUUUCUGUCACUGUGUACAUUAAACUUUUUUGGAAAAUGCUUUACUAUGUAAAGUAUAAAUGGCCAUUUUAAUCGUUUAGCCACAUCCAGUUGGCUAGUAACAGCUUACUCUGAUGGAGCAAUGCUUGGGCAGCUGUGGAAAGAUUGUGAAGGAGUGUGUCUCGCUUCAACCGCUGUCUUAUUUAUGACAUGUAAGUAGACUAGAGCAAAUGUUUGAAUCUUUGCUAUUUUUAGGACCAUUUCGCUAAUAAAGUUCAGUAUUUUAGAGGAAAGAGUCUUCAGUUUCAUCCUGCUCUUGUUUUGCAUGGCACACAAAGGGUUGUGACAUGGCCAGAGCAGCCUUGUGCACUGUCUAAAACAGCCCUUUAAAUUAAGUCGAGGUGUUUUCCUGUCCUCUGCACUGUUCAAACGUUUUCAUGGUGGAAGGUAGCAUUAUUCUACCACUGAUUACUUUUUAUGUAGGUAUUUAUUUUACUCAAGUAAUCAUUAACGUAGAAGAGGUUUACAAAUUCAGAAUAAGUAGGGUUACAAGAGAAAGUAAAGUAAGUCAGAGGCUCUGGGAUUGUGUGUGUGUGUGUGUGUGUGUGUGUGAGAGAGAGAGGGGGGGGGGAGGAGGCAUGCAGGGAGGCAACCACAUGUUCUUUUUUUAUUCACUUGCUAUUUUCUAUUAAGGUAUUUUAGUUCUUUCAAGAAUAUUGUCAACCAUGUUGUGGUGGUGCAUGCCUUUAAUCCCAGCACUCUGGAGGCAGAUGCAGGUGGAUCUCUGAGUUCGAGGCCAGCCUGGUCAACAGAGUGAGUUCCAGGACAGCCAGGGCUGCACAGAGAAACCCUGCCUCAAAAAACAAACAAAUAUUGUCAGUCAAGAUACUGUCAGAAAAACCUGAGGUGUAAGGUAAGAGAAGCCUCUCCCUCUGACAGCAAGUUUGGUGCUUCUCCUCUCUCUGGACCGGAUCUGAUACUGUGAUGUCUUCAUGUGCGCACUGACCUGGUGGCUUUACAGGUAGACCGCAACAGGUCCUUAACUUCUUUGACUAUUGCCGUAAUUGCCGUUUAAUCUAGUUAAUUUAGGCAGAAAAACACUAUUCAGCCAGUAAUCUCCCAUGUUUAGAAUUCUUUUCUGGACAGAUUUAGUGUUUUUUAUGUAUUUAACUUUAUGUUAGAAGCUUAAAUUUUGGUAUACUCAGUUACAAAUAAAAACCAAUGUUUAUAAUCAAGAUGUUUAUUAUUUUUUUUGGCAGGGGGGCAAGAAAAGUUUCUCUUAGGAUACUAAUUCCUUUGUGUUGCUUUUAUUUUCAGAUUUUUAAAAAGACCCAACUUUUUAUCUACACCUGUCUUAACCUAUAAGAAUAUUUAACUUCAAGGGUUAUGGAGCUCACUAGUAGGCUUUAAAAUAUUUCCCAUUUAUAGUGCAUUACAGAUGGAGUAUGAUUUCAUUUCAUGUUAGUUGAGUUAGCAGCUAGCAUUAGUCUUUUGGAGGGAUGCAUUGGGUAAGGGAAUAUCUGAGCGUCAUUGGAAAGAGGGUUCAACUGAGUGGAUUAUGACCGGGAAAUGCAGUGACUGUUCAUUAUAUAUUUAUAUGUUUUCCCGCCAAGAUGUUUUCUCAUGUUUACUUACUAAUAGUCCAAUUAUUUUUAAAUUCCAGGUUUAGUGCUCUUCAAAAAGCUUCAUCCUAUUUCUGAAAAUAGGAGUCUACUAUAAAUGUAACAAAAUAAAACUUGUUUCCUACUUAAUUUGUAAGUCA